Messenger RNA from Maniola jurtina (meadow brown), 2329 nucleotides. RefSeq names its product probable ATP-dependent RNA helicase DDX20. The record is from RefSeq and is a predicted model, not a curated record. Bases 89 to 2170 code for a protein of 693 amino acids. Gene Ontology annotation, molecular function: nucleic acid binding; ATP binding; RNA helicase activity. Lineage: Eukaryota; Metazoa; Arthropoda; Insecta; Lepidoptera; Nymphalidae. The transcript has 3 exons.
UUUGACGUGCUCUUUGACCAUUUCUUCCGGCUUUUCCGGGCUCCGACUAUUCAAUUCAAAUAAAUAUCCAGUGAUUCAACUCUUAAUAAUGGUUCUGGCUCACGAUUUACAGGAAAGCAAGAAGACAAAUGACAUUGAGAUAUCACAAGAUGUAACAUUUGAUACAAUGCUUCUCUCUUCGAAUACUUUAGAAGGAUUAAAAAAAUCCGGCUUCAUCAGGCCUUCACCAAUUCAAUUACAUGGUGUUCCCCUAGGAAAGUGUGGAUUCGAUUUACUAUUGGAGGCCAAAUCGGGAACUGGAAAAACUGCUGUUUUCACUAUUAUAAUACUGGAAAAACUAGACCUAGAUAAAGGUUUACAGGCAGUUAUUUUAGCACCUACUCGAGAGAUAGCAGCUCAAGUUUGUGAUGUAUUGAGACAGAUUGGUAAUCAAUAUACUGGCUUACGAGUUGAAGUGGUUAUGGGAGGUUUACCUGUUCAAGAAGAUAUUGAAAAAUUUAAAGAAAAUAAUGUGCACAUUGUAGUCGCUAGUCCAGGCAGACUGAAACAUCUGAUAAAAGGCCAGCAUAUAGAUAUUGGCGCUGUAAGACUACUGGUCCUUGAUGAAGCUGAUAAAUUAAUGGAAAAAAGUUUUCUGCCAGACAUUAAGUACAUACAUAAAGCUCUUCCCCUGGAAAAACAAGUGAUUAUGAGUAGUGCAACAUUUCCAGAGAGUUGUAAAGAAUUCAUCAAUGAAUUUGUCCAUGAUGCACAGCACAUCUGUCCUAAUAGUGACUGUGUUCUUCUGGGAGUUGUCCAAAAAGUAACUUAUGUCAAAUACAACAGCAACUCUGUUAUACAAACAAAUAAUAGGUUUAAAGAACUACUAAAAAUUAUAAGGACAAAGCAAUUUAAGCAAUGUCUGAUUUUCUGUAACUAUCAGACGAGGGUAGGAGAAUUAUAUAAAAUGCUAACUAGAGAAAAAUGGCCCGCUGAGCAGUUAUAUGGUGCUCAAGAUCAACUGGAUCGUUUAGAUGCCCUUAAAACAUUACAAGAUUAUAAGUGCAGGAUAUUGAUAUCAACAGAUUUGGCAGCGCGUGGGAUUGAUGCAUUAAAUGUAGAUCUUGUUAUAAAUUUUGAGCCUCCAUUUGAAUGGCAAACAUAUUUACAUAGAAUAGGAAGAGCUGGCAGGUUUGGAUCUUAUGGCAUGGCUAUUACUAUACUUAGUGAGGGAAGUGAUCAGAAAAAGUUUAUGGAUUUGCUUUCUGCAGUAAACUUGUCAGUUAAAUUAACUCCACUUUGGCCUGAAGUUAAAAGUAAUGGGGAACAUGCACAAGUAUCAGAAGCUGAAAAUUAUUUAGCAUUGAAAGACACUGAUGAACAAGGCUCCACAGAACUUUGGAAAAUCAUUUGUGGUGCAGAAAACUCUCCUAAUAAGGAAAAUAUUGAAAAUUUUUAUGAACUUUUUAAUUCAUUUCAAAACACUGCAAAUGAAACCUGUGAUAUUGAAUCAUUUUCUGAUUUAUUUAAUUCAUUUCAAAAUAACAAUUUGCCAGACACUAAUGGGUUUCAGUAUAAAUGUAUGAAAUGGCCUAACUUAUCAACAAAGCAAUAUCUUAUUGGUGUAAAAAAUAAAUUAAAGGACUUGGCGCAUGAAACAAAUGACUCCCUUACUGAAUUUGCUAAUAAUCUUAAUGGAAGUCGGGAAACAAUAUGUGGUAAAUACAAAAAACAAACUGAGCAGAGAGUAGAAAAUUAUUCUAAAAUAAAUAUCCAAGAUUCAAUAAGUGAAGAAAAUAAUUCAAAAAGUGUAGAAAACAAUUUUGAGACCAUGAAAUCAGUUAAGACGAAUGCCAAUAGAUUACUUCCGAUCAGCAGUUUGAAUAAAAAACAUGAAUUCAGCCACAAUAGAAAACAAAUUCCAUCUAGUAGUUCUAAUGAAGAUUGCAAGAAUGGAAGGGAAAAAACCAGUUACAAAUGUAGAACUAAAUCAAAAGUAAGAAAUACACAAUUAAAUAAAUCAUCUGCUCCACACAGUUCAAUUUCAUGUAGUUCUGAUACAAGUAGUGACUUCUACCCUACAGAAGAAAAUCUAUUUAUGAGCUGUUACAGUGAUUGGUACAAAAAACUAAAAAUAAGAGUUAGACAGAUAGAAUUAGCAGUUUAUAUCGAUGAACUCAGUAAAUUAUAAUGAUUGUUUCUGUGAUAAAUACGAUUUUAUAAACAUGUUGAUUUAGUUAUUUUAUAAUUUUUAUUAGUGUUUACCUACACUUGAAGAAAAUGCUGAAAUAUUUUUUUUAAUUUGUUGAUUUAGCUUUGAAAGUACUAAAGAAUAAAACAUUAAAGUAUU